CUCAAGAAGGCGAUCAGCCAGCUUCCGAAGUUGACCUCUCUGCGCCUGCCUCGAUUCACCACCCUGACCGACCCGGACCGUCUGCCAUGGCCCCCGAAACUGCAGCGCCUGCAGGUCAGCGGCAAAUUCGCCGACGACAUGCAGUCCUUCCUGUGGCCAGAAAACCUCACGCGCCUGACGCUGAAGAACUGCGCUGACCUGUCCUUCCACGCGAUGCGCCGCCUCGUCGCGAAUCCGCAGCUGGGCCGCUCUCUCCGCCGGCUCACCGUCUCGACGUUCAACCGCGGGCUGCAGACGGAGUCGAUCCAGGUCAUCCUCAGCUACCUCCCGAACCUUGUCUUCCUCAGCGUCCCGGGGGAUCUCGUCUUCGACGACUUUUUCGACACGCUCCGCCGCGGCUACUACCAGCAGCGGGCGCAGCAGCCGCUGGCGCUGGAGGUGCUCGAGCUGUCGUUCUCGCACACGGGCGAUGCCCGCGAGUUCGAGUGGCAGUCGCUGAUCGACACGCUGGACAACGCGCUCGCCAAUCUGCGCGCAGUCGGCGUCCAUGACAUGUUCCUCGGGGAGUUGCUGCCAGAUGAGUUGGACGAUGCGCUGACUGAGCGCGCCGAAAAACGGAAGCUCCCUAUGUCGGAGGAUACGGAGGAAUGGGGAGUCGGGGUUUACUGUAUAGACGACGACUGA
This is a messenger RNA of Rasamsonia emersonii CBS 393.64, 684 nucleotides long. RefSeq names its product F-box domain protein. The transcript has a single exon. The record is from RefSeq and is a predicted model, not a curated record. Lineage: Eukaryota; Fungi; Ascomycota; Eurotiomycetes; Eurotiales; Trichocomaceae. The annotation marks the transcript as partial.